Camelus dromedarius (Arabian camel) is the source of this 1879-nucleotide messenger RNA. RefSeq lists its product as uncharacterized. Lineage: Eukaryota; Metazoa; Chordata; Mammalia; Artiodactyla; Camelidae. The transcript has 3 exons. The record is from RefSeq and is a predicted model, not a curated record. The coding region runs from base 80 to 1363 and encodes 427 amino acids.
CGCGUUUUUGCAGAAGAGAGAGUUCUAUUUUUAGAAGCUGCACACAAACUUAACUUUUAAGGAGCUGUUGGGAGCCCUCAUGCGCCGGACUGACUGCGACUGCGCCCCCUGCUGGCCUCAGCACCUGACGGGAGAGCCCCUGGGUGGGCCGGGUGUCUGUCCAUCCACUGCCUGGCAGUGGAUCUGGACAGAGAAUCACUCUUUUCGAGGAGUGAGGGGGCACGGAUGUAACUGUGGACUCCUGACUCCCCAGGCUCCCCAGAACCCGGAAUUCACUGGACACUGUGAACCCACGUGGACGCGGCUGCUCAGCCGCCCUCAGACGCCUAGGACGUCGGAACACCAGAGGGACUUGGAAGUGCCCACAGCGGGGUGGCACCCCCAGAAGCCCCAGCUCAGAUCCCCUGAAGCUGCCGACGAAGGGACCCACUUUGAGAACCACUGGGACGGAGUGAAGUGUUUCCAACAGCAGACCACCGAGCACCUGAGACCCAACGUGGUGGCCCCAGACGUCUACGCCAUGAGUGAAGACGAGGGUGAAGACUUCAGUCUCCGGCCUGCGACCGCGCUCUGGCGUCCCUGCCUGCAACCGCGGAUGUCUGUCCCCUGCAGCUCUCUUCCUUUGGCCGCACCUGUUUGGGGCCUGCUACGAGGAACACGGACGUUCAGGAGCAUUUCUCAUACGCAGCGCCGAGUUGGGACCGCCUCUCUGUCCCACCCGGACUCUGCUUCCCCUUGGGUCCUCGGACCGCUCACACUUGGUGUGAUGCGUGAUGAGGUUCGAGUCCAGCCUCCGGCUGCUGGUUCCCCGCGUCCUGCCUGCUGGUGCUGCCCCUGCCCUUCCUCUCCUUCUUCCCUUCUUGGAUUGCAUGCAGAUGAGCAGGGAGAUCCAGCACCGGCCGCAGGGGAGGAUUCGCACAGGCGAGGACAGCAAGGGCCAGGACGGCGCCAGUGCAGAAGGGGGCCCACAGACCUCGGCCACCGCACCUCCUGGGUGCUCAGAGCUGCCAAGAACUCAACACAGGCUGAUUGGAGGCAGGCUCCCUCAUGGGGGGAGGAGACGCGCAGGAGAUCACCGUGGGCCUCUGCUCCAGGCUCCCGCAAACACGAGUCCCUCCUGAAGCCCACGCAGGGGAGUCGUGGGCGCGCACCCUCCCAGGCCCUCUCCCCGCAGGGCAACGAGGUGCUGGAUGAUGACGUUCACUGUGGCCGCCAGUCAGGGUCGGGGGGCUUCUCCCACGGUGGGGGUGGGGUCGGCUGGCACUGCCUGGACCAGCCGAGGAGCCCAGGUGGCACAUGGCUGCUUCCUCAGCGAGAAUCGUCACGGUGGUUCCACCGUCUCUCACUGACCUACGAGAUUUGACCUUCACUGUCUGAGCGGUCGGUCUGCUUUCACGGCACUGGACCCAUGUCAUGGCUCCAGUGAAGACCUCACACCUGCACCAACAUUUGCUCAGACACAGCUGACAAGCCCUGCGGCACGUGGUUACCACUUUAUAGAACGUUUUAUUUUGUAUUGAAGUGUAGUCGAUUUACAAUGUUAGUUUCAGUUGUACAGCAAAGCGAUUCAGUUACACACAUACAUACGUACACAUUUUUUCUUUUCAGAGUCUUUUCCAUUAGGUUAUUACAAGAAAUUGAAUAUAGUUUCCUGUGCUCUACAGUAACAUGGCUACUACUUUUAAAGUCUACUAUCUUUCAGCGAGGUUUGAGUAGUAAGUUAGAAUGAACAAGAAUCUGAAAAAGAACAAGUGUGAGCACGUGUGUGACUGAGUCUCUGUGCUGCCAGAAACCAACACGACGCGGCACAGCCUCUGCCCUUCAAUAAAAAAACCCAGGUUGUCACCGUUUCGUCACUUUGGGCCCCGGUGGUGGCGUC